Diprion similis is the source of this 1688-nucleotide messenger RNA. It is a transcript of the gene qless, whose product is annotated as all trans-polyprenyl-diphosphate synthase PDSS1. Gene Ontology annotation, biological process: isoprenoid biosynthetic process; ubiquinone biosynthetic process. Bases 36 to 1262 code for a protein of 408 amino acids. Lineage: Eukaryota; Metazoa; Arthropoda; Insecta; Hymenoptera; Diprionidae. The record is from RefSeq and is a predicted model, not a curated record. The transcript is spliced from 8 exons. Gene Ontology annotation, molecular function: prenyltransferase activity. Gene Ontology annotation, cellular component: mitochondrion; transferase complex.
AGUGUCCCCCGAGUCUUCUCACUACAGUUUUCGCUAUGGCGUGUAUAGGGUCCGGUAGGCUCUGUGCUCGUGUGGAGAAAUUGUGCCAGUUUGGACAUUUCACUCAGGUUCGAAGGAAAGUUUCAACGGCAUGUGUGAGAUUUCGUCAAGACAUACCGCAGUCCGGCUCAACGUUGGUACAGCACUGCCAGAAUGGGGCAAGGUCGCGCGUACGAGGGGUUACGCCGGGGUCGAGAGCCGUCAGUUCGAUGCAGACGCAGCAGCCAGGUUCUUUGCCGGAAUUUCAGGUCGACCCUUACCGCCUUAUUGACGAUGAUCUCAAGGACGUCUAUGAUGACAUACGGCUGGAACUUGUCCGAAACACGUCACAGGAAGAAUUGAAAACCAUAGCGACAUAUUACUUCGACGGUCAAGGAAAAGCCCUGCGACCAAUGGUGGCGAUUCUUAUGGCCAGGGCCAUAAAUUAUCACAAGGAAAGAAGCGAUCUCUUGGCAUCGCAGCGACAAGUGGCGAUGAUCGCCGAGAUGAUACACAGCGCGUCUUUGAUCCACGACGACGUGAUCGACCAGUCAGAUUUCAGGCGUGGAAAGCCCUCGGUGAACGUGUUGUGGAACCAUAAAAAGGUCACGAUGGCCGGCGAUUUUAUUCUCGCAAUUGCAUCAAUGAUGAUAGCAAGACUUCGCAACGACGAUGUCACGCUCACCCUAAGCCAGGUCGUCACGGAUUUGGUGCAAGGAGAAUUUAUGCAGCUCGGCUCUAAGGAAACCGAAAACGAAAGAUUCGCACAUUACCUGACUAAAACGUACAGGAAAACGGCCAGUCUUAUCGCCAAUUCCGCGAAAGCCGUCGCAAUGUUAGCCGGUGCGGACGAUCAUCUAGCGGACGUCGCUUUUCAGUACGGAAGAAAUGUCGGUCUGGCUUUUCAGCUGGUCGACGAUCUUCUAGAUUUCGUAUCUUCGUCAGCAGCAAUGGGAAAACCGACAGCGGCCGAUCUGAAGCUCGGACUUGCCACCGCGCCAGUUUUAUUCGCUUGCGAACGGUAUCCAGAAUUGAACCCGAUGAUAAUGCGACGUUUUCAAGAACCCGGAGACGUCGAGAAGGCGUUUGAAUUUGUCCACAAAUCGCAAGGUCUUGAGCAGACACGAUUCUUGGCAAAAAAGCACUGCGUCGAAGCGGCUCGCCUGGCACAAUCGCUAGCCGAAAGUCCUUAUCAAAAAGGUUUACUGGUAGUAAGCGAUUUCGUAAUAAACCGAAUGAAGUAGCCGAGGAGUUAAAUAUAAUAAUAAUAAUGAUAAUAAUAAUAAUAAUAAUAAAUAUUUGAGAGCAAAUCGAGUACAAAGCUGCUGUCGUACUCCUCAGAGUCGCGACCUUAAAGGUGACCCUUGGGCAAGUAAUCCGAUUCGGAUUAAUUGACCCCAAUCCUGCACCCCAAUUUUCGCCCCAAAAAGAAAAGCAAUAAAAAAAACUGUGCUAAGCGAAAAAGUCUCUCUCCGGGUCGAUGACAUAUGCACCGAGAGAAAAGAGAUGAACAGGACUAAGUAAACACUUGUGCGCAUCUGUGAAUUGUCGAAUGUAUGUUCAUGCAUGCUAAUACACGUUGUGUGAAAAUGCGUUACAGAGUGAAUGUUGAGUUUUUAUUUUUCAUUUUUUUUUUUUUUUUUUUGUUUUGUUUGUUCCCCCUUGUAACA